Messenger RNA from Aspergillus viridinutans, 231 nucleotides. RefSeq lists its product as uncharacterized. The coding region runs from base 1 to 231 and encodes 76 amino acids. The transcript has 2 exons. Lineage: Eukaryota; Fungi; Ascomycota; Eurotiomycetes; Eurotiales; Aspergillaceae. The record is from RefSeq and is a predicted model, not a curated record.
AUGUCGGCUCCAAUCAUCCAGAACCUAUCCGCCUUGACCUCCUCCGCCAGACAGCAACUUGGUACUCUUCGAAACAGACUCUUCCAGAAAGAGAGAACGAAGACAACAGCAGGUCUUGCGCAGACCUCCUUUGCACUGCACAGGCCGGUCUGGGUAGCAGGCGGGGGUGCCAUGUACACAACCAUGGGCGCCGUCUACCUCACACUUCGUUACAUGAGCCGACUUAGAUGA